Mycena indigotica is the source of this 834-nucleotide messenger RNA. Its product is annotated as WD repeat-containing protein 61. The record is from RefSeq and is a predicted model, not a curated record. Gene Ontology annotation, cellular component: Cdc73/Paf1 complex. Bases 1 to 834 code for a protein of 277 amino acids. NCBI's taxonomy places the organism in Eukaryota, Fungi, Basidiomycota, Agaricomycetes, Agaricales, Mycenaceae. The transcript has 6 exons. Gene Ontology annotation, molecular function: protein binding.
AUGAGUCUUGCGUUUGUACACGCGCACGAUUGCUCUGACCCGCACACUGAAGCCGUGUGGGGUAUAUCCUGGACAGCAAACGACACCAUAGUCUCCGUCUCUGCCGAUGGUUCGGUAAAACAGUUUGUCGCUGCCUCAGGCCAGCCGUCAACAGCAUCGAUGCCCCCUCCACACACCCUAGGCCAGGUUUCUCUGUCUGUCACGCGGGACGGCAGUCGCGCACUGUGCAAUACUGUUGAAGGGGUCACUUCCUUGGUGGACUUGGGCACGGGUGAAGUGCUGGGCAAGCAUGAGAGUUAUGUGCGGGACCAGAGCGGUACUUCGGACGAGGAUGGCGGGCCUUCGUGGUCGGUUUCUUUACAUCCCGAUGGGACAACGUACGCUGCUAGUGGGAGCGGGGGCAAGGUGGUGAUCUACUCCGCUCAAGCAGACUCGUUUGGCAAGCAAGUAGCAAAAUUCUCGACGGGGAGGAGUAAAUAUGGGAUGUUCUGCCAAUAUAGUCCCGACGGGAAACGCGUUGCUCUUGCCUCAGAAACGGGGCAGAUAUACGUGUUCGACGUGGAGCAAGCUGCCUUGAGUGCGACUUUCACCUCACACGCGCUUGCAGUCCGCUCUUUAGUCUGGUCUGCUGACUCCAAUUUACUGCUGAGCGCAUCAGAAGAUAAAAGACUUGCAUUGCAUGACGUUCGGGAUACUGGCGGCCCGUCUGGUGGUGCCUUUGCAACAUUUAUCGGCCAUUCUUCUUGGGCGUUGAGCGUUGACAUCUCGCAAGACUCAAGACUCGCGCUCUCUGGGCAAGCUUUUCACCCUCCUUCGAUAGUCACGCAUCACUAA